Rosa rugosa (rugosa rose) is the source of this 1959-nucleotide messenger RNA. Its product is annotated as linamarin synthase 2-like. Gene Ontology annotation, molecular function: UDP-glycosyltransferase activity. NCBI's taxonomy places the organism in Eukaryota, Viridiplantae, Streptophyta, Magnoliopsida, Rosales, Rosaceae. The transcript has 3 exons. The record is from RefSeq and is a predicted model, not a curated record. The coding region runs from base 101 to 1777 and encodes 558 amino acids.
AAGUUAAGAUCGGAAUGUUUUUUUUUUUUUUUUUUUGGCAAUCGAAAUGUUGCUAUAAAAGCAAGAUUUGCGUAGCUACUUUCAUAUUUCAUAAAUUAAGAUGGGUUCAACACAGUUAGGAGCCAAAGAACUCCAUGCAGUCUGCGUCCCUUUCCCAGCACAAGGCCAUGUUAACCCCAUGAUGCAAUUAGCCAAGCUUCUGCACUCCAGGGGAUUCCGCAUAACAUUUGUCAACACCGAGUUCAACCACCGGCGUUUAAUCCGGUCCAGAGGUUCUGACUCGGUCAAAGGACUACCGGACUUCCAAUUCGAGACCAUACCGGACGGGUUGCCACCUUCAGAUAAAGAUGCAACACAAGAUGUCCCGGCUUUAUGUGACUCCACCAGGAAAACAUGUCUAGGCCCUUUUAAGGAGCUGGUGACUAAGCUCAAUUCUUCAUCUGAAGUGCCACAGAUUACUUGUAUAAUUUCUGAUGGUAUCACGGGAUUUGGGAGGGAAGUUGCUAAGGAACUAGGGAUUCCUGAGGUUCAGUUUUGGACUGCUUCUGCUUGUGGCUUCAUGGCGUACCUGCAAUACAGCGAACUUGUUAAACGAGGCAUUGUUCCAUUCAAAGAAAUGGAUAGGCUUCUCUAUGUAAGGCUGGCCACUAAGGUUCAUUUGCAGAAUUGCAGGGAACGUGGGUGGGGGUUCUUGGGCCUUUGUCAUGUAGAACGAGUAGAUCUUAAUGGCAGGCUCUACGUACAUUGGAUAGUCUCUCCUAAGUUUUGCUCCUACUCUUGGCUUUCAAUUAAGCAACCUGUUCUCCCUCUCAUAUUGUCAUCUUUGCAUGUACUUAUACUUCAGUAUGAAAGUUUCAUGCAAGAUGGUACACUCGAUAAGCCAAUUGAUUGGAUCCCAGGCAUGAAGAAUAUGAGGCUCAAGGACAUCCCUAGCUUCAUCAGAGUCACUGAUGUCAAAGACAUAAUGUUCGACUUCUUGGGAUCCGAAGCACAAAACUGCUUGAAAUCCUCUGCAAUCAUCCUCAACACGUUUGAUGAAUUUGAGCAUGAAGUGUUAGAAGAAAUCUUAGCCAUGUUUCCCAACAUUUAUACAACAGGUCCACUUGCUUUGCUUGGUAGGCACGUGCCUGAAAACAAAUUGGUCAAGUCCCUCAGCUCAGGCUUAUGGAAAGAAGAUGCAAAAUGCCUCGAAUGGCUUGACAAACAGAAACCCGAUUCGGUUGUGUAUGUGAAUUAUGGGAGCGUAACUAUGAUGACAGACCAACAUUUGAAAGAAUUUGCAUGGGGGCUUGCAAAUAGCAAGCACCCUUUUUUGUGGAUUGUUAGGCCUGAUGUGGUAAAAGGGGAUUCAGUUCUCUUACCCGAAGAAUUUUUCGAGGAGAUUAAGGAUAGGGGUUACAUAGUAAGUUGGUGUCCACAGGGGCAAGUGCUAGCACAUCCAUCAGUCGGGGUUUUUCUAACACAUUGUGGUUGGAAUUCUACUAUUGAAACUAUAUCAGAGGGUGUGCCUGUAAUUUGCUGGCCUUUCUUUGCUGAGCAACAGACGAAUUGUCGUUUCCUGUGUACUGAUUGGGGAAUAGGUAUGGAGGUAAACAAUGAUGUUAAGCGCGACGAGAUUGAAGCGCUUGUUAAGGAAAUGCUAGAAGGGCAAAAAGGCAUGAAGAUGAAGCAAAAGGCAAAGGAAUGGAAAAAGAAAGCAAAAGAAGCUACUGCUAUUGGAGGAUCAUCUUACAAUAAUUUUGACAAAUUUAUUAAGGAGGCUCUGCAGAAGGAAUAACUUUGAUCCUUAUUUCUAAGAACUGAUCAAAAAAUGUUUAGCAAAUCUUUUGAUGUCACCUUUGGCUUAUGAAUAAAAUCAAUGUUUCUUUCCUCUUUGUCUUUGUAUUUGUAAUCAACUCAAGAUUGCUUUGGCAAAUUUAAGAACAACCCCAAAGCAGAAAUGAAGAUUACUUUGCUCUA